Pieris macdunnoughi is the source of this 1311-nucleotide messenger RNA. The record is from the annotation of a GenBank genome assembly. NCBI's taxonomy places the organism in Eukaryota, Metazoa, Arthropoda, Insecta, Lepidoptera, Pieridae.
AUGCAAUCUGAGCAAUUUAAUACAAUAAAAUUAAAUGAUUUUCAAUGGUUAAAUGAACCAAGUAACUGGAAUUUAUGUGACAAUGUGCUUAAAGUAUCGACAGACAACAAAACAGAUUUCUGGCAAGAAACAUGGUAUAAAUUUCAUUUUAAUACCGGACAUUUGUAUGGCAUUGACAUUAAAGAUGAUUUCACAUUUCAGGCCUGCAUAGAAGCAGAUUUUUCACAAUUAUAUGAUCAAGCCGGUCUUAUGAUAUAUCUGGAUGAGAAACAUUGGCUUAAAACUGGAAUGGAAUAUAAUGAUGGCCAGCCAAUGAUUGGCAGUGUGUUAACAAAUGAAGUAUCUGAUUGGGCGACUGAGUUCAACAACUCCCGUGGCGGCGGAGGUGGUGGUGGUUUCAGAGGCCGAGGGGGUGGAGGGGGCCGUGGAGGCUUCGGAGGCCGCGGCGGGGGAGGUGGAAGAGGAGGCUUCGGAGGAGGCGGGGGCAAGUUUGAAAAGAGAGGGGGUGGAGGCGGCAGGGGAUUUGGAGGCAGAGGAGGUGGAGGAGGUCGGGGUGGACGAGGUGGGCCUCCCAGACGUGGAGGCUUUCAAGGAGGCAAACAAGUUUUUGUUGAACCUCACAGACACAAUGGAGUGUUUGUCGCCAGAGGCAAAGAAGAUGCACUAGUUACAAAGAAUUUAGUCCCUGGAUCAGAAGUAUAUGGAGAAAAAAGAAUAUCAGUGGAGGAAAAUGGUGAAAAAAUUGAAUACAGAGUAUGGAAUCCCUUCAGAUCAAAGUUAGCUGCUGCCAUAAUGGGUGGAGUAGAUGGAAUACACAUUAUGCCAGGGAAACGCGUGCUAUAUUUGGGAGCAGCAAGUGGUACCACAGUUAGUCAUGUGUCUGAUAUUGUUGGACCGGAAGGCUUAGUAUAUGCAGUAGAGUUCUCACACAGGUCGGGAAGAGAUCUAAUCAAUGUAGCCAAAAAGAGGACAAAUAUUAUUCCAAUAAUAGAAGAUGCCAGACAUCCACUCAAAUAUAGAAUGCUAGUUGGCAUGGUUGAUGUCAUAUUUGCUGAUGUGGCACAGCCUGACCAGGCCAGAAUUGUUAGUCUCAACGCUCAACAUUUUUUGAAAAAUGGUGGACAUUUUGUUAUUUCUAUUAAGGCUUCCUGUAUAGAUUCAACGGCGCAACCGGAAGCAGUAUUCGCGGCGGAAGUCAAACGACUCACAGCUGAAAAGUUAAAACCUCAAGAGCAACUUACGCUAGAACCGUACGAAAGAGACCACGCUGUCGUCACUGGAAUAUUUAGACCACCGCCGAAAGCAAAAUAA